UUUCGAUUCUCGCAGCAACCCCAUCCGGCCACACUGCGGAGGGGACUGAGGUUGCCACUACGAAUGGCGAGCGAGACUGCCGGGGCUCAGGCGCCUGUCCAGCCCGACUGGGCGCCCGGCUGGCGCUGCCGGGAGCACAGCGAUCGCCCAGUUGAGCUCUUCUGUCGGCGCUGCAGUCGCUGCGUAUGCGCGCUGUGCCCGGUGCUGGGUGCGCACCGCGGCCACCCGGUGGGCCUGGCCCAAGAGGAGGCUGCGCGCGUGCAGAAACUAAUCCGGGACUGUUUAGAGUGUUUGGCGACCAAGAAGCGGCAGCAAGCUGACAACAUAGCCCAUUUGGAAGAUGCUGGGGAGAAGCUUAAGGCUUCCGCAGACUCAAGUAAAGCCUGGCUGACGCAGAAAUUCACAGAGCUUAGAUUAAUCCUUGAUGAAGAGGAAGCACUGGCCAAAAACUUCAUCGAUAAGAACGCACAGCUCACCCUGCAGGUAUACAGGGAGCAAGCGGAGGCUUGUGCGAAGCAAGUUGAGGUCAUGGAUGACUUCUCUACCAGAGCGUGGAGAAUCAGCCAGGAGCCCAACCCUGUUCAGCUGCUGCAGGCAUAUAUAGCCACUAAGGCAGAGAUGGGACAGCACAUGAGCCCCUGGGAGCUGAGCCACCCCGUGCCCCUGUCCUUCGAGCCCGUCAAGAACUUCUUUCAGCAGUUUAUGGAAGCCAUCCAGAAUACUUUGCAGACACCAAUGGACACGCGCCUGAAAGAAAACAUAAACUGCCAGCUUUCGGCCUCCAGCACCAAGCCAGGCACCUUGUUGAAAACCAGCCCCUCACCAGACAGAUCUCUCUUCAUGAAAUACGCCCGCUCGCCUACGCUGGACCCCGACACGAUGCACACGCGCCUGCGCCUGUCGACGGAUGGGCUGAGCGUACGCUGCGCGCUGCUGGGCCGCCUGGGACCGCGUCCCGCGCCACGGUUCGACGCGCUGCGUCAGGUGCUGAGCCGCGACGGCUUCGCGGCCGGACGCCACUACUGGGAGGUGGACGUGCAGGAGGCCGGCGUGGGCUGGUGGGUGGGCGCCGCCUACCCGUCGCUGCGGCGCCACGGGUCCUCCGCCUCCGCCCGCUUGGGCUGCAACCGCGAGUCGUGGUGCGUGAAGCGCUACGACCUGGAAUACUGGGCCUUCCACGACUGCCAGCGAAGCCGCCUGUGGCUCCGCCGCGACCCACACCGGCUCGGCGUUUUCCUGGACUACGAGGCCGGCGUCCUGGCAUUCUAUGACGUGGCAGGUGGCAUGAGCCACUUGCACACCUUCCACGCCGCCUUCCAGGAGCCGCUCUACCCGGCCCUGCGCCUCUGGGAGGGGGCCAUCAGCAUCACCCGGUUGCCCUAGGCGAGCUUGCUACCUUUCCUAAGUUAGUCUCCC
Molecule: messenger RNA, 1416 nt
Organism: Acomys russatus (golden spiny mouse)
Lineage: Eukaryota; Metazoa; Chordata; Mammalia; Rodentia; Muridae
Gene: Trim14
Product: tripartite motif containing 14
Exons: 6
Coding region: 64-1383 (439 amino acids)
Biological process (GO): innate immune response
Molecular function (GO): protein binding; zinc ion binding
Source: RefSeq, a predicted model, not a curated record